Molecule: messenger RNA, 483 nt
Organism: Owenia fusiformis
Lineage: Eukaryota; Metazoa; Annelida; Polychaeta; Sabellida; Oweniidae
Source: the annotation of a GenBank genome assembly
CUCGUAUGCGCAUGCGUAAUCAAUACACGACUUCCGGUUUAAAUUUCUUCAAGAUUUUAGUUUUUCAUUUGUUUCGUUCAUUUAUAGGAAUUGUGUCUAUCUACGGCCUCAAAACAUGCAUGCAAAUAAUUCUCAAGACCCUAGACGCCCAGAAAAAGUCCAAAGGUACAAGCCCCCUCCCAGUGGAGGCCCAAUGGAGGACCCUACCCCAGAUUAUAUGAACUUACUAGGCAUGAUCUUCAGCAUGUGUGGUCUGCUCUUGAAAAUGAAAUGGUGUGCCUGGACUGCAGUGUAUUGUUCAUUCAUCAGCUUUGCAAACUCAAGAUCCUCAGAAGAUACCAAACAGAUGCUUAGCAGUUUCAUGUUGUCCAUAUCAGCAGUUGUGAUGUCAUACCUCCAGAAUCCACAGCCGAUGCCUCUACCAUUUUAGCAUUCCCUGUACAUAGUGUGCAAUAAAUCUCUGUACAUAAUUUUAUAACUUUA